AUGUCGCCGGGACUGAACGUCGGAUCACCAGGCAGCGCCACCGACGAAGCUGCAGAGACCGAAGCAGCACGAGCAUCUCAGUCGAUCUCGUCGCCGUCGCUGUCUCGAAGUGCCUCCAGCGCGAUGAGGCCUCCUCUGAUGCCGCAUUCGACCGCCUCGUCCAGCGGCAGCGUGCAGGGCGACAAUACGGGCGUUGGUGGCGGGCCGGGCCCGCUGCGUCAUCCCAGGCCCAUGACUAUAUCAGACAUCCAUCUAGAGCUGGAAAAGGAGCAAGAGGCAGUGGUAAACCGUCUCACGCGAGAGCUUUCUCUUCUGCGUGCCCAGACCGCAUCCGUCGCAUCAACGGCGUCGUCGACAUCCACGAACGUCAACGACCAGAUCGACGGUGCACCGUACAGCGCCGUAGCCUCCCCCCGGGCAACGUCAGCCUCCCGCCAUAGAUCGUCGUCGACUCUCAGCUCCCGAAGCAUCGGCGGAUCGAGCUAUGUGCCCGGCAGCGCCAUUGCAGCGCUGACAAGCGUCGUCCCGUCGCGAGACACCGGAGCGUCGUCCUCACGCCAAUCAAUGGACUUCCAGCGCCCGGCUGCCAGCCGUGAAGCGUCUGGAUCGUUCCCCCGCCUGCCGGAAAUGGUGUCUCCGCCGCUACAUUCACCACAUAGCUUGGAGGAGUCGGCAAUGCGAGCUCACCGUCGGUCGGAGUCUGCGUCGAGCACGACUCGGUACGAAGAGGCUGCGCGGCAUCGAGCCGAGCUGGAAAUUGUCAAGCGGGAGAACGAGAGUCUGAGACGGCGGGUUCGCGAGCUCGAGAAGAUUCUGCGCGAGCGUCGUAACGUGUAGCUUCGAAGCGGGUUGUCAGGCCAGGGACAAGGAUGCUGCUAGACCGGGACGUGUACGCCGUAGACAUGGGCUGUUUUUCAGAGACAGGGUUUCUUUUUGUGCGUUCUCAGUGUUAUUCAGUGGUCACCGUAUGGGCCAGCAGUAGCAAUUGACCAGUAUCAUCACUCUUCCCUCCACCCCUGGCUAUAGCCACGCCGUCCCAAGUGAUAUUCACGACAAGAUACUUCUCGACGAUAAUAUAAUAGUAAGUACUUAAUAUAACUGCCAGUACCGCCUCGUUUCACA
Trichophyton rubrum CBS 118892 is the source of this 1122-nucleotide messenger RNA. RefSeq lists its product as uncharacterized. Lineage: Eukaryota; Fungi; Ascomycota; Eurotiomycetes; Onygenales; Arthrodermataceae. The coding region runs from base 1 to 837 and encodes 278 amino acids. The transcript has 3 exons. The record is from RefSeq and is a predicted model, not a curated record.